GCCAUGAUGGGAGCCUGAGAGUUCAGCUGGAGCGAAAGGAGCAAGAAAAGAAGAUGAUUCCUCGGGACGGAACUGUCAAACCAAUCCGUGCAGAUCUCUGAGCUUUUUGUAUAGUUUAAAUACAUUCACGGUGGAGCCUGUCACUUUUCUUCAGAUGUGUUCUUGGCAAUCAGUCGACGACGAUGCUGAAUCGUUAGGAGGCUCUUGGAUCGAAAGAGGAGGCAGCGUUAGCUAUUGUCGCUAGCUAGCUGGCUGCUGCUAGCUUAGCUCGUCAGCUAGCGAGCUAGCUGCGUCCGAGUGACUGGAGACAGGUUUACCGGUGAGUCCUCUAUAGUCUCGCUGUCUGAAGAAUCAUCGGCCUGGACCGUGUCUUGCAUCUUAAAGGACAACUGCAUGUAUUUUAUUCGGGAGCGUUUGCUAGACGAGUUGCGGGAUUGGCAAAGUCGGGCCUGCACGGAGGAGCGGAGCGAGGCCCGUCUUUAUGCUCCAGAGGAAGCCUUUCUAAUCCCACCGACGGACACCAAGAGCUCUGCUGGCUCGCACGUCUCCCGCGAGGACCUGACCCACUGACCGCAACACACACGACCAGACGGGUAACACUAGAAUAACCUGUUUUCAUCAUUUACCCCUGAAAGACUCCUGCUACAAUGGCUGCGAUUAUAAAAGAAAUGGUCAGCCGGAACAAAAGGAGAUAUCAAGAGGAUGGGUUCGACCUGGACUUAACAUAUAUCUACCCAAACAUCAUUGCUAUGGGCUUUCCAGCAGAGCGACUCGAAGGCGUGUACAGAAACAAUAUAGACGACGUAGUGCGGUUUUUGGAUUCAAAGCAUAAAAACCAUUACAAAAUCUACAACCUCUGCGCGGAAAGACACUACGAUACUGCCAAAUUUAACUGCAGAGUUGCACAGUACCCCUUCGAAGACCACAACCCUCCCCAGCUGGAGCUAAUUAAGCCGUUUUGCGAAGACCUGGACCAGUGGCUCAGCGAGGACGACAAUCACGUGGCGGCCAUCCACUGCAAGGCCGGGAAGGGCCGCACCGGAGUCAUGAUCUGCGCCUAUCUCCUCCACCGCGGCAAGUUCCAGAAGGCCCAAGAAGCGCUCGACUUCUACGGAGAAGUCAGGACAAGGGACAAGAAGGGAGUAACGAUUCCGAGCCAGCGCCGCUAUGUCUACUACUACAGCCACCUACUGAAGCACCAGCUGGACUACAAGCCGGUGGCGCUCCUCUUCCACAAAAUGGUGUUCGAGACUCUCCCCAUGUUCAGCGGGGGCACCUGCAGGGACAGUACCUUUAAAAACAGGAGCGAGCCGACCCCUCAGGGCUUCAGGAAAGGGAAUUGGCAUUGGGAUCCCCAGUUCGUGGUGUACCAGCUGAAGGUGAAGAUUCACACGUCGAACCCGGCGCACACGCGCCGCGAGGACAAGCACAUGUUUUUCGAAUUCCCCCAGCCACUGCCAGUUUGCGGAGACAUCAAAGUGGAGUUCUUCCAUAAACAGAAUAAGAUGAUGAAGAAGGAUAAAAUGUUUCACUUCUGGGUGAACACCUUCUUCAUCCCUGGACCAGAGGAAAGCGGGGACAAGAUGGAGAACGGGGCGGUGAACAACGCAGACAGCCAGCCGGGGGUACCGGCACCGGGCCAGCCGCAGAGCGCCGACUGCAGGGACGGCAGCAGGGAAAGCGACCGGGACUACCUCAUCCUGACGCUCACGAAGAACGACUUGGACAAGGCCAACAAAGACAAAGCUAACCGCUACUUCUCGCCAAACUUCAAGGUGAAUUUGUAUUUUACGAAAACCGUGGAGGAUUCGAAUUCUGAGGCAAGCACUUCGACAUCCGUCACCCCGGACGUUAGCGACAAUGAGCCAGACCAUUAUCGAUACUCUGACACCACUGACUCUGAUCCGGAAAAUGAACCUUUUGAUGAAGAGCAGCACACGCAAAUCACAAAAGUGUGAACUCUUUUUAAAACAGGAAAAGAAGAAAUUAUACACCAGAAAAAAAAGGAAAAAACUUGAAUAUAAACUCAAAAGAAGAACCUUUGUCCCUUCCCUCCCCCAGACGGCAAUAGAAUAUCAUCAUGUCAAAUGCCAACUUUAGGGAAAAAAAGAUAAAUAUCCUGACCAAUAUAUUGUUUUUUUUAUUUUUCUUUUUUUUCUUUGGCGCGGCCAUGUACCAUGUGCAAGGUAUUGACACUGUUGCCCCAUGGGAAAAGGUGCUGUAGCUAUGAACAUGUGUUUCUAUAUAUCUAUAUACAUACGUCUAUGUAUAUACAUAUAUACAUGCAUAUAUAAAAACUUUUUUGUGUCAAAGACAAUGGAAACCACAAUCAGGAGACGGGAGUUGAAGUGUGGGAGAAGAAUGAUAUACUAGGACUAUGCUGCUCCUUCUCCUGUCUAAAUAAACCAAGGCCAGUGCUGCAGUCACUUUGUUUCACUCCCUCUCUUCUCCCCCCUCCUCCUCUCAUCUUUUACUCUCCCUCCCCUCCAUCUUAUCCUCCUUCCUAUCCCCCUUUACUGUGAAUGCUUCUUGUGCUCUUUGCAGGCUGUCUCACGUGACUUUUGGUCUUUGUGCAGUGCAAACUGCAUGCGGGCAGUGGGUUUGGAGUGGGCGGGGUUAUGAAGAGGCUGUGAUGAUGUCUAAAGCAUUGCCAUUCCUGUCCCCACUGUGUAUACGUUUAAAUUAUGCAGAACAAGGCAUCCCAUGUAAUUGUUAAUGUUUUUUUUUAUCCUAAGAUAAUAAAAAUAUAAUACACAAAACAGCAGGGAGACAAGUGUUUGCAAUAAUGUCGACACUACGUUUAAAGGACAAUGGUGAUUUGCAUGUAUUUGGAAUUGGCGUCCAUCCCUAAUAAAUGUAUGCAAUGUUGUCUUUUCUUAAAGAAACCAGCCUUGAGAUGUGUCUUCUGCGUGGGGUUCCCUGGUG
Molecule: messenger RNA, 2925 nt
Organism: Anarrhichthys ocellatus (wolf-eel)
Lineage: Eukaryota; Metazoa; Chordata; Actinopteri; Perciformes; Anarhichadidae
Gene: ptena
Product: phosphatase and tensin homolog A
Exons: 10
Coding region: 648-1958 (436 amino acids)
Biological process (GO): negative regulation of cell population proliferation; phosphatidylinositol dephosphorylation; cell motility
Cellular component (GO): cell projection; cytosol; nucleus
Molecular function (GO): phosphatidylinositol-3,4-bisphosphate 3-phosphatase activity; protein tyrosine phosphatase activity; inositol-1,3,4,5-tetrakisphosphate 3-phosphatase activity
Source: RefSeq, a predicted model, not a curated record